CUGUUUCUUCAACAUACUCUCAACACUGAACUCGUGCUCUAUCUGCUCUAUCUCUGUCUUUCGCUUGACCCCGAAGCUUACCAAGUAUAGUUAUUGACUAUGGCAAUUCAGAAGCUUGCGUUGAUCUUCAAAAACCCUCAUAAUGACGACGAGUUUCUGCUCGUUAAACAGUCACACCCGCCAAAAUUUGAUCACCAAGAGUACGAUUCUUACGUCGAUUCUGAUCUGUGGGACUUGCCCUCCGCUCAAUUGAACCCCCUGCAAGGAAAAUCCGGGUCUCAAUGUGUCGUGGAAGUUGCAGAAUCGCGUUCGGAAGAGAUUGAUUUGAAAGAAUUCGACUUACGCUCGGCUUUUAACGAGAUCUUUGAACAAAUAGGCUUUGGGGCAGUUGAAAUGGGAGUGUGGAAAUACUACAAGUAUGUGAAGGAACCUGCAUUUGGACCUGACUUGCCCAUUCAAACGGUCUUCAUCACGGGAGUAUUGCCAGCCGAGGACCAUGACUUACGAGAUAUAUGUAGAUGGAUGUCUGUCCAGAGCUGUCUUAACUGGCUUUUGGAAGUAAAACCAUCUAGCAAACGUGUUGGACCAUUGGUAGUUGUUAGUCUUAUAAAUGACUCAUUAGGUUCUGCGAAGUGGAAAGUUCCUCCAACCAUAGGUUAUCAGGAGUAUCCUCCUGGUGUUGUGCUUAUACCUAUGAGAAGUAGGACCCAAAAGCCUUUUCACACGACAAACUUGGUGGUAUUUGCCCCAGACGAUGUUCCAAGUGAGUCUGGGGAUAAAAGUUUUAUUGCAUGUGGAGAUGCUCUGAUAGUUGAUCCAGGAUGUCUAUCACAGUUCCAUGAAGAGCUAUUGAAAGUUGUUGCCACUUUGCCGAGGAGAUUGAUUGUCUUUGUCACUCAUCACCACUAUGAUCAUGUUGAUGGUCUCUCGGUUAUCCAAAAGUGCAAUCCUGAUGCUAUUUUGUUAGCACAUGAAAACACCAUUCGUCGCAUAAGCAAAGAUGACUGGUCACUAGGCUGUACCUCAGUUUCUGGAGAUGAAGAAAUUAACAUAUGUGGUCAGACAUUGAAAGUUAUUUUGGCACCGGGACAUACAGAUGGUCACAUGGCGCUACUUCACGUGAACACUCAUUCAUUAAUUGUUGGUGAUCAUUGUGUGGGCCAAGGAAGUGCUAUCCUGGACACAACUGGUGGGGGUAAUAUGACUGAAUACUUCAAAACCACUUACAAAUUCCUUGGGCUCUCUCCACAUUCUUUAAUACCAAUGCAUGGAAGAAUAAACCUAUGGCCAAAGCACAUGCUGUGUGGUUAUCUCAAGAAUCGUAGGAGCAGAGAAGCAAAUAUCUUGGCUGCAAUUGAAGGCGGAGCAAGAACAAUGUUUGACAUUGUAGCACGCGUGUAUUCUGAUGUUGACCGUAGGGCCUGGAUUCCUGCAUCGUCAAAUGUGAGGCUUCAUGUGGAUCAUCUAGCCCAGCAAGAUAAGUUACCGAAGGAUUUUUCGGUUCAGAAGUUCCAAAACACCUGUGGGCUGCAUUUUGUUUCUCGCUGGAUAUUGGCUUACAUUACUGGUGGUUUCCGUAUAGAGAAACCUUCAUUUCUGAUUACUGGGGCUGUGGCUAUGGCUGCGGCUGGCUUUGCUGCGUUCUACUCAGUCAAAAAAGGAAGCCGCCCAAGUUGACAAUGAAUGAUCAGAGAACCUCGAGGCUUGAACUUUGGUGAUGUAAAGCACAUGCCACUAACUAGAUCACGUUUUUCACUCGUGAAAUUCCGUUUAUCUGAUAUAGCACCAGGACACCACCAACGGUCUUCUUCAAUAAGAUGAGUCAAUUUCAUAGGUUCACCUUA
Molecule: messenger RNA, 1844 nt
Organism: Neltuma alba
Lineage: Eukaryota; Viridiplantae; Streptophyta; Magnoliopsida; Fabales; Fabaceae
Exons: 12
Coding region: 100-1677 (525 amino acids)
Cellular component (GO): plastid
Source: RefSeq, a predicted model, not a curated record